Molecule: messenger RNA, 3096 nt
Organism: Anoplophora glabripennis (Asian longhorned beetle)
Lineage: Eukaryota; Metazoa; Arthropoda; Insecta; Coleoptera; Cerambycidae
Gene: Cpap1-h
Product: DNA ligase 1-like
Exons: 7
Coding region: 583-2973 (796 amino acids)
Cellular component (GO): extracellular region
Molecular function (GO): chitin binding
Source: RefSeq, a predicted model, not a curated record
UCUUACAACACUUCGCGUAGAAAGUCGCGGCUAGUACACCAUCGCGAAAAGGCACGGAUCUCGCGGCGAUACCUAGCGAGCGGCAGUCAUUUGUUGUCAGGCGAUUGUUGCGUACCUGUUUACCACCUCGAGAUCGACGACAACCGCGACACUCACCGACCACCGACAACGUUCAUCCCCGUCGCGCGUAUCCAAUGAGUCAGAAUCUGCGCCCUUUGGUCAGUGCCCUCGUGAAGAGAAUCAGCAAGCACCCCAGAGUGCUCGUCGGACUUAAAUUGGUAAAAAUCGGGUUGUCCGCCAUUCUACCCUUUUCCGUUCUGCCCGUGAACGACUUCUUAGACGAAGCUCUGGCCCUGGACCUUUCCUAAACGGCAAAAUUCGACGUUUAUUGUUGAUCUAUUUGAAAUUUCUCGCGCUCACGGCAGUCCUCAGUUUCGUGACCUACCUUUAUAUGAUUUACAUCUCGAAGGAGUCUUUUUGAAGUGUUGAGGUGAUUUUCCCCCCUGGCUCCUGAUAGUGUAAUGAUUUAGUGUGUCCCCCGUGACAGAAAACCAGUGUUCCACGUAUUAUUCUAACAGAAGAAUGAGGAGGCCGCCUGGCCUGUGGAUACUCUUAUCGGCAGGAGUUGUUUGGUUGAGCCUUCAAAAUGCUCACGGACUAAGGGCGACAUCGUUAAUUUUUGGGAAAACCACUACAACGACAACCACCACUGCCAAAACAGUCAGCGAAGAACCAGAAGUAGUUGAAGAAGAGACUGCCACCACCGAUUUAAGCGGCGAUCCGAACGCGACCAAGCCAACUCUGACGGGUAACCCGCAGUUAGACUAUAUCUGGGAUCCUAAUCUGCCCAAGGAGCUCAAUGGCUACAACUUGUCGGACUAUCCUUUCUAUGAAAGGGUUCCCGAGGACAUAGAUUUCAAGUGUGAUGGGCUGCACGAUGGCUUCUACGCCAGCGUGGCCCACAAGUGUCAGGUAUAUCACCAUUGCCUUUAUGGUACAAGGUACGAUUUUCUAUGUGCCAACUAUACUGCCUUUGACCAAAAGACAUUCAUCUGCCACUUCGCUUCUGAAGUUGACUGUGCCAAUUCUAAGAAAUUUUGGCAUAGGAAUGACGCCCUGUAUAAAGCAGUAACCACGACCACUGUCAAACCGUUUGUGAUUUACACCACGGCUCCCCCUCUUCCAGCAAUACCAGUCGUACCCGUUCAGCCUGCCCCUCUACCCCCCACAGGUCCGGGUUCGAGGAGACCUGUUGGAGGAAGAAGAAGACCUUUUAGAAGAAGAAGACCUCAGUAUGACUACUACGAUGACGAAUAUUACGAUGACUAUGAGGAGAGACCGAGGUCGAACAGAGGGAGAAAAAGGCCUAGACCACGACCUAGGCCUGUCUAUGAUGACGACUAUGAAGAAGACUACGAGGACGAUAGGUACCAGAGGAGGGGUGGGGGGAGUAGAAGGGAAGAAGGGAGGAGGCCUUAUGAUAGAAGAUCAGGGAAUAGAAGAAGGAAUAAAGACAGAGUUAAGGAGGAAUAUGAAGAUGAAGAAACUGAUGGCAGACUUGAAGAUGAAGAUUUUGGCUUGGGUACUAGAAGGAAACCAACUGACAGGAAAAGGCCAGAGGAUGGUGAAGAAGAAAGAUAUUCUGUAAACAGAAAGCGUCGUCCAUUCGCUGAAAGACCUGAAGAAUAUGACAAACCAGCUCCCAGAAAAGGUCAGAGAAGGCCCCCUAAAGAUGACUAUGAAGACGACCUAGAGGAGGAAGACGCUAGAAGUUAUGAAAGGCCUAGAAAAACUACUGAUCGAAGAAGUAAACCUAGGGAUGAUACCAGAGCAAUCAUAAAACCUGUCAGUGGGACUAUCUAUGACCGUCCUCGCGUGGCGCCUAGAAUCAAACUGCCAGUGCCUAAAAAUGAAGCCGACAAGUACGCAUAUAAGCCUGUGGAAACACAAGCUACGGCAAUUUCUCAGGAACAUGAAGAAGAUUAUUAUGAUGAUUACGAAGAACCUGUACCGGCCCAAAAAAAUUCUAAAAAGCAGCAGUCCAGAGACAGAGAUGAAGAUACUAGGAAGCAAACGUCGUCUUUAUCAAGACCACGAAGGCCUGAUCCGUAUGACAUUGAAGACAGACCUGUAACAAAAGUAAACAGAGACAGAACUAAAAGACCCGUUUCAAAAGACUACUAUGAUGAUUACGAAGAAGAGGAAGAAGAAAAAGAAAUUCACAGACCGUCCGCAAUGCGAAACAGUGAGAAAAGAACUAAACUUUUAUCUGCUACAAGUACCACCACAUCAACUACCGCAGCUCCCUUGGAGAAAGUUGAGCAACCAGUUGUGCGCUUAGUUAAAAGGCCUUUUUUACCCAGUAGAGGCGGAAACCCAUUUGCAGCUAGAGGCCUGCAACCAGUCGGAAACAAAGCUAUGGCAAAAAUACCUGAGAAAGUUCUUGGAGAAGAUAUUCAGCAGGAUAAUAUCAGAAAAGAAGAGGAACCUUACGAUACAGAACCAGAGACAUUCAAACCUUCGGUGGCUAUUAAUAGUGACGAUUUCCGUCAACGAACUACAGAGUUACGUAAACCUUAUCAGUCACAGAAUUUUGCUGGCCCUAGAACUACGCAAAAACCGAAGUUGCCUGAGCGCAACCCUUUGGAUAUAAAUGAAGAAGACUAUGAUGUCACCCUUAACGAUGCUCUUAACCCAACACUGCCAAAUAUCCCUAUAAGGGGGUCCCCAGCUGGGUUUAGUACUGGGGGUGAUUAUUCGUAUGUCGAAGUGCAACGACCUAGGUAUAGUUUAGAUCCCGCAGCGAGUCCGACUAGUUCCGAGUAUAAUUAUCAGACAAAGCCUUUGAGGCAGACGUUUCAGCCACAACGCGAGCAAUUCACCCACACAAACGUCGACUACACAGGGCAGUACAGCAACUACAGACCUCGACAGGUGCAACAGCAGACAGAGGUGUACUACUCAAGAUAUUAAAAUACUCAAAGCCAUAUAGGUUACGAUUAGAUGUAAUUUGUUAGGAAUAUUUAAUUUUGCUAUUUAUAGUCGUGAUGGUUGUGUAAAUUGUUAUUGAAAUUAAUAAAAAAAAAUUAAAACUUC